GCUGACUGACGCGUUGCGCCUAACGUUCCCUUCCUUCUCCCAUCCUCCUGAUUCUUUUUUUUUUCUGUCCCAAAACUCUGCGCUAUGGACGACCUCACCGACGAUCAGCUGGUAGCUCUGACUCGCUUUCGAGAUAUGACAAACGGAGGAGACGAUGAAGUCGCGGUUAGCGUGCUGCAGUCUGUAGAUUGGGAUGUCCAAAAAGCCGCAGAACUCGUUUUUGGAACAACAAACCCACCACCACCACCUCGCCAGCAACAAACAGCUACCACUCAUAUCCAACCAUUUGACCAUAUAGAUGACUCUGAACAAGGUUACCUUCUCGGUGGAACAGGAAGACCCACAACCGGCAGCGGAAGAUACCCUCCAAACUCCCCAACCCUCUUCGGAAUCCUUUCCUACCCCUUCCGAAUCCUCUCCUCUCUCAUCAAACUCGUCCUAUCCAUCCUUCGAAUACCAAUCCCUUACAUCCCAUUUCUCUCUCUCAACUUCUACCGAGGACGUGGAGGUGGCCUUGGUGGGGGCGGUGGACGUUCCAACAGAGGUCCUGAAAGGUGGAUUCGAGAAUUGGAAGAAGAAACCGGCGCGAUAUGUAUCGGAAAGGCAUCCAGAGUCGGUCUUUCGUCUGCAAUGGAGCUUGUAGAAGGCGAACCUGGGCCUUCCACGUUGACUACUCGAACGGGCGGUGGUGCCAGUUCGGGUGCAGGAACAGACCUAGGAAAUGGGAGAAAGUACUUACCAGACUUUGCUCUGGGCACGUACGAUGAAUUCUUAGAGACGUGUACUCGGGAAGCAAGGAUUGGAUGUGUUAUCCUCGUUAGCGAAGAACACGAUGAUAUUGCGGAAUUCAAGAGAACAACCCUCACAGACCCAACGUUCGUCAACCUCCUCACCACCAACAACGUCCACACUUGGGGCGGUGACGUCCGUGACACUCCCGCAUUCACAGCCUCUCUCAAGCUAAGCGUGACAACGUACCCGUACGUAGCGUUCGUCGGUCUCCAACCCUCCCGUAGCACCCGCCCCCACCUCAACUCCAACUCCUCCUCAACUUCGGAUCCCAUAACACAAUCCACACUAUCCAUUCUAUCUAGACACCAAGGUCUAUCCUCCACAACUCCCGAAGCGCUCUGCACACACCUCACAGAAACCUUACUCCCCCGCGUAUCACCUUACUUGGAACGUGUCAGAUCUUCUCGGGCUGUAGCAGAGAGGGAGAAAGAAAGACAAGAGGAGGUUAGGAGGAGUGAAAGGAUGAUGAGAGAACAACAAGAUCAUGCUUUCGAAGAGUCUGCACGACGCGAUAGAGAGAGGAUUUUGAAAAAGAUUCAAGAGGAUGAAGAGAAGAAGCGCGUUGAGGAACGGGAAAAACGGGAGAAAGAGGAGGAAGAGAGGAAGAAGCAAGUUGAGAGAGAAUCCGCCGAGAGGAGAGUUCGGGAGAGAGCACGGAGGAGGGAGUGGUUAGGGGAUCGGUUUUUCCCUUCUUCAGAAGAGGGAGAAGGAGAUGUUAGGGUUGCCAUUCGUAUGCCAGAUGGGAAGAGGGUCGUUAAAAGGUUCCGUGGGGAUGCAGAUACGUUGUCGUCCGUUUAUGCGUUCGUGGAUGUUCAGCUUUUCGAUCCACGGUCUUAUGAAGGCUCUUCCUCCUCUUUUUCUGCGUUCCCGUCUUCGACAAACGUACACGAAGCCAUUCAAACCCUCAUGCAAAACUUGGAAUCGACCACAGAAGACCCCGCUACGUGGUGGGGAUUCCGUCUCGUUUCAGCUUAUCCUCGGAAGGAAAUUCCUUGGGUUCCUGGGAAGCCUGUGUAUGUGAGGGAUAUACCAGAGUUUUCGGGUAGAGGUGGGGGGCAGGUUGUUGUCGAACUCAUUAAUUCGGGUGACUCGGGGAGCCCGAGGUCAAGUACGGAUCGGAAGGGGAAGGGGAAGGUGGAAGGUGGGGAUGAUGGGAGUGAUGGGUAUGACACGGAAAGUGAUGAGUAGUUUACUUCAGUCUGUCAUUCCUUUACAGAAAAGAAAGGGUUUAUCAUUUUCCUUCAAAAGCGUGUUGAACGUCAUACUCUAUUAGUAUUUCACUAGACGUAGAUAAAGUUGGACAUGUGAUGCGCGCCGCGGUGGUUGCUAUUAACCCC
Marasmius oreades (fairy-ring Marasmius) is the source of this 2129-nucleotide messenger RNA. RefSeq lists its product as uncharacterized. The transcript has 4 exons. The record is from RefSeq and is a predicted model, not a curated record. NCBI's taxonomy places the organism in Eukaryota, Fungi, Basidiomycota, Agaricomycetes, Agaricales, Marasmiaceae. Gene Ontology annotation, molecular function: ubiquitin binding. The coding region runs from base 85 to 1980 and encodes 631 amino acids. Gene Ontology annotation, cellular component: endoplasmic reticulum.